AUGUUCUUCAACCCAGAGACUCGGAAACUCGUUAUCGCUGAGAGAGCAGUGUUUGAUAAGCGCUACUUCCCAGGCAGUACCCCUCAAGCGAUGAGGAGCUGUCCUGUGGCACCCCCCUCCUCCAUGCUGGUGGAUCCCCCUCGUGCUCCGGCACCGGUGUAUGUCCCUGAUGACGAUGGUGAUGAUGAGCAGCAACAGCCGCCUGCUUGUCCUCUCCCUGCACCACCAGUUCCCUCUCCUGCAGCCAGCAGUGAUGAUGAAAUCGACUUCUUGUGUCGAGCUCCACCACCUCCAUCUCCACCACCAGCUGGGGAUGCCCCGCUUCACCCUCUACCCUCGCCUCCUCCUCCCCAAUCUCCAAUUGGGGUGGCAGCUCGUCGUGCUGCUGCUGGCAUCCAUCGUGUCCCUGCACCACCCAGGAGGGCUCCAGCUCCAGCUGCAGCUCCUCCCAGGCGCACUAUGGCAGAGAUCUUUGAAGAGAUCCCUGAAGACCUCAGGUGA
Mycena citricolor is the source of this 501-nucleotide messenger RNA. NCBI's taxonomy places the organism in Eukaryota, Fungi, Basidiomycota, Agaricomycetes, Agaricales, Mycenaceae. The record is from the annotation of a GenBank genome assembly.